This is a messenger RNA of Cordyceps fumosorosea ARSEF 2679, 4950 nucleotides long. Its product is annotated as RING finger membrane protein. Lineage: Eukaryota; Fungi; Ascomycota; Sordariomycetes; Hypocreales; Cordycipitaceae. Gene Ontology annotation, cellular component: endoplasmic reticulum membrane. The transcript has a single exon. The record is from RefSeq and is a predicted model, not a curated record. Bases 1 to 4950 code for a protein of 1649 amino acids. Gene Ontology annotation, molecular function: zinc ion binding.
AUGGACAACUCAAUCAUGCCAUCCUCGCCGCGGCAUGCCCGCCCACCAACGAGAUCCGACAAUCCAUCCGCCGCCAACACCAACAACGAUGGCGUCCCCUCCAUUUGUCGAAUCUGUCGAUCGGAAGCGACCGAAACUGAGCCGCUCUUCUACCCCUGCAAAUGCAGUGGCAGCAUCAAAUUCGUCCACCAAGAUUGCCUCAUGGAGUGGCUAUCCCACUCCCAGAAGAAGUACUGCGAGCUUUGCAAAACAUCUUUUCGGUUUACAAAACUAUACUCCCCGGAUAUGCCCCAGACGUUGCCCGUCCACAUAUUCCUCGAGCACAUGGCCAAAUAUCUAUUCCGCAACCUGGUCGUUUGGUUUCGCGCCCUCCUGGCCAUCGGGGUUUGGAUAUGCUUCCUGCCGCUCUCCAUGCGCGCUGUCUGGUCCUUUAUGUUUUGGAUCAGUGACGAAGGCCUGGGAGGCUCGAUCUCGUCCCUCAGAGGUGGACAGGCUUCCUGGGAAGCAUCCUUGUACAACCAAUUUUUCGGCCAAUGCCCCGCGAAUCCGCUUCUUGACGCGGCUACUACAACCUUGGCCCAAGCCGCCACAAUGAUGAAGAAUCUUCCCGGAGAUCUUAGUGGUAUUCCCAAGUUCGCCGUCAAGUCCGUGGGGUACGCUGCAAACACCAUCAACGGCACGGGCUCCUUCCGAUCGUUUAGGGACGAGAACGGCACCAUUACGAUUAUAUACGAGAUUGACUCCCCGUCAGCUUCCCUGCUCAGCAACGUCACGUUUCUUCGCAAUUUGACGCAGAGCCCUAGAGUGAACAGGACAAUCAUGUCCAUCAUCGAAGGUCAAAUCAUCACUAUUCUCGUCGUCAUCUGCUUCAUUUUAAUCAUCCUGGUGCGAGACUACGUCGUCCAACAGCAACCAGAGCUGAACAUGCGUGCCGCCUUUGCUAACCAAGAAGAGGCCGCUCAAGGAGAUGCAUUUGAUGCUGAUCCUGACCAGCCGGUCAGAGAUGCUGGUGAAAAUGCUGCUGGGUUCAAUCUUGACAAUGAUCUUGUCCAACCUCAUCCUCCCCUUCCUAUGCCGCAAGAAGUGCCUCCUAGCAGUAUCUUCGAACGUCCGCCUGUGCCUCUGGAGGUUGAGCAGGAGGCCGUCAAUAAGGUCUGGGCCUUGACCCAACGCCCCGGUGGCCACCUGGGAGACGAGGAGGAAACGUUGCAGAUCAUGGAGUACCUUGGCAUAUAUCGACGUGCUCGCGGCGAUUAUGGAGAAGUUAUUCGGAUCAUUGAGCGGGAAAAUACAGACGGCAGACUUCUCCACUGGGCCGACGCUACUCGUCAAGCUAUGAUUAACAAUAUCCAAGAAGAGUCCUCAACCCCCGAGAAUAACUUCGCCAACUCGCGAGACAUUUUUGAACGCCCCGAUACCCCAGAGCCAUCCUCGAGUCACUAUCACGAGAGCAUCGAGAGCUCAGAUCGUUUCUUGAAUGGCGAUGACGAGAGGCUCACCCACGAGACUGCUUACCCUGCCUCGCCAUUCUUCCAACAAGAUGUCGGGGCCACAAGCUCCAACUUUGGGACUGGAUUGCGACCCCGAGCUGCGUCAGCCGGACCUAGCCAUGCAAGCUCGAGACAUCCGUUGGCGGAUAACAACUGGUCGUUUGAAGGGCUGCAAGCCGACGAGCAAGAAUCCUCUCACAGCCGGCAUGAUGCCCCGGAUGUGUCCGCCUCAACGCAUGCGGACGGGUCCUACCACAACCCAUUGCCAGAAGGAUUUCCAGUAGACGCUUAUCCGAAUUUCCCAAAUCAGCCAUUGCAAGGACCAGCAGUUGAAACAGACCAAGGUGGUGACUUUGAACGCGAGCCUGAAGCGGCUGUCCAAACACUUCCGGCUGACACUGCGGCUCUUCCCCAAGGCGCCGCCGCCCCUAUCAACAACGAUGAGCCAAUUGGAUUCGUCGAUAGAGUGGCCAACCUCAUGUGGGGUGGCCUCGAUCACCAUGCUGACGAGCUAGAAAUUCAAGCCGCCGAAGCGCAGGAUGACGAUGAGGAUGCCUGGGUUGAUGUUGUCGACGACGAUUUCGGUGCAGACGAUGCUCAGCCUGCCGGGGAAGACCCAAUACAAGGUGCCGAUGGCUUCGAUCAAGAAGCCAUUGAUGAGAUGGAAGAUUUCGAAGGCGUCAUGGAAUUGAUUGGCAUGCGAGGCCCUAUCGCCGGGUUGUUUCAAAACGCCGUCUUUUGCUCUGUCCUUGUCUCCGUGACCAUUUUCGCCUGCAUAUUCGUCCCCUACAACAUUGGCCGCGUCACAGUCUGGCUCCUAGCCAGCCCCAUGCGUCUCGUGCGCAUGAUUGUGGAAAUUUCGAAGCUCAUCCAGGAUGCCCUCGUCAUGGCUUGCGCUUUUCUGUCCUGGUGCUUGAUCAAUUUGGUAGAGAUGGGACUCUUCUCCAUGUCAGGCGAUGUCGGAAGCAGAUUGGUCUCAACCCGAAAAACAUGUUGGGCCCUUUGGAUCAAUGCCGGGGCCAGGAUUUUCGAUUAUUUAUUCAUGGAUUUCCCAAUGUCGGCAACAGAGAUUCAGAACUUUUCCGCCAUCAGCCAUGUUGCUCUAUUGAACCUCAAAGCCCAAGCAUUUCACUCUUUUGGAGUCGUCCAACAGCUUGGCUGGACAGCUUACACAAGCGGUGUUAAAAUGUCACUUGCUGAACAACUCGGCCUACUUGCGACAAAAGCCCAAGCUGCCCUGCAAUUCGUCAUUGCGUCCUCUUCGCUCCUGUUGACCCCUGAUGCUUGGGUGAUCAACCUGGGAGAAUCAAAGGUUGUUGAAGUUGCCGAUCCUGAACUUGCGCGCUGGUCCGGAGGAGAUCGAUUCUGGGCCAUCCUGGCUGGGUAUAUGGCCGUCUUUUCCAUGGCUGCCAUGUAUCUUCAGCGCAACAGCCCGUUCUCGAGUGGCGAAUUCAUGAGAGCUUGGGAAGCAGGUGUCAUUGAUACCCUUCAGCAAGCCAGCGGUAUAAUGAAGGUGAUUUUAAUCAUCAGCAUAGAAAUGCUAGUCUUCCCUCUGUAUUGUGGGAUGCUGCUUGACCUGGCUCUUCUCCCGCUUUUCGGGGAUGCGACUGUCCUAUCACGACUUGUGUUCACGCGCGACUAUCCUGCCACCUCAGUGUUUGUCCACUGGUUCGUCGGUACCGGCUACAUGUUUCACUUUGCCCUCUUUGUCUCGAUGUGCCGCAAGAUUAUGCGGCCAGGCGUUUUAUACUUUAUCCGCGACCCCGACGACCCAGAGUUCCACCCCGUGCGCGAUGUACUGGAAAGAAACCUGAUUACCCAACUUAGGAAGAUUCUAUUCUCGGCGUUCGUUUACGGGGCACUUGUCAUUGUCUGUCUUGGCGGGGUAGUCUGGGGACUCUCCUGGGCAUUGCCAACGGUGCUGCCAAUUCACUACUUGUCCAAUGAACCGGUGCUAGAGUUUCCCGUUGAUCUUCUCUUUUACAACUUCUUAAUGCCGCUGGCUAUCAAAUUCUUCAAGCCCGGUGACGGCAUUCACGCCAUGUACACCUGGUGGUUCCGCCGAUGCGCGAGAGCCCUUCGUUUAACGUCGUUCCUGUUUGGUACUCGCAAGAUUGACGAGGAGGGCAGCUUACGGCUGCCAGGGUCGGCUGGGACUGGGCGACUGCAAAGCUUGUUUGUGCGACUCGGGGACUCAGACACGACGAGUACUGGCUCAUGGAGAGAUGCCCUCGUGGGUGACGUUGGAGUCGAUGAUCCAAAUGUACCGCUGGGCGGCCGCAAAGAGCACCUGGUCCGGUCUAGGCUGCUGGUGGAAGAUGGCAAAUUUGUUCGUGCGCCGGCAUCGGAUCGCGUCAAAAUCGCCAAGGGUCGUAAGGUGUUCCUUGCGGUCAAUGAGGACAACAAGCGACAGGACGGGAAGAAAGACGAUGACUUAUACGCCUCGGAUCAGUACCGCAAGGUGUACGUGCCGCCCAGCUUCAAGUCGCGCAUCUUCUGCUUUAUUCUCUUCAUCUGGAUCUUUGCAGCUGUUACUGGUGUCGGUCUUACGAUAGUCCCACUGGUGAUUGGGCGGGCGAUUUUCAAGAUGCUUAUUCCCGACUAUGUGCGUACCAACGACAUUUAUGCCUUCAGUAUCGGCAUUUACGUUGUCGGGGCAGUAAGCUACCUGGGCAUCCGCAGCCGCCGCGUGUUGGACAAGGUACCGGGCUGGAUAGCGAGCACAAGGCAAGAAAUGGCGGCUGGGCGACUAGCAAGCCGCACGUUGUCGACGUGCGGGCGGGCGGCUCAGCUUGUCUAUACCUAUUUUUUCCUUGGCAUUGUCUUGCCACUACUUAUUGCAGUGCUGAUAGAGCUCUAUAUCGCGAUUCCGCUACACACGUACAUGAACCCUCCGACGGCAGCCACGAUUGAAGCGGACCAGGCUGUGAACUCGAGUCAAGGCAGACAUACGGUCCGUCUGACACAGUCGUGGACGCUUGGUCUGCUCUUUAUGAAAUUGGGCUCGCAAACGAUUACGACCCUGUUUCCGACGAGUCGAGCGGCUGUGGCGGUGCGAAGUGUGCUGCGACGAGGAUGGCAGCGUCCGGAUGUGGGUGUGUUUACGCGGGCGUUUGUGAUUCCCGGGCUGGCGAUUGCUCUGGUGGCGAUAUUCGCGCCGCCGCUGUUGGCAAGAUCUCUGGUACACUACCAAUUCAUGGGGUACAUGCCGAAGGCGGGCGGGAAUAGGGAGGAAAUGGCGAAACUGGCGAUAUUCUACCGGUUCUCGUACCCCGGUGCGGCGGUGCUGCUGGUGGCGGUGAAGAAUGGAAUGAUGCUCGCCAGCGUGUUCAACAAAUGGACAUCGGGGGUGCGAGACGAAGCUUAUCUAAUCGGAGAGCGACUGCACAAUUUCGGGGCGGCGACUGCGGGAACGCGCAAGGGCCGGGCGACGUGGAGAGCGGGAGGCAACCGAUUGUAA